Molecule: messenger RNA, 2658 nt
Organism: Ziziphus jujuba (common jujube)
Lineage: Eukaryota; Viridiplantae; Streptophyta; Magnoliopsida; Rosales; Rhamnaceae
Product: probable arabinosyltransferase ARAD1
Exons: 2
Coding region: 829-2388 (519 amino acids)
Molecular function (GO): glycosyltransferase activity
Source: RefSeq, a predicted model, not a curated record
AUCCGAAAGAAAAGAACAAGUCCAUAAAAGGGGAGCCAAGCUUGCCCGCUUCAACGGAAAGACCCUAUUCCCACGCUAUUUCCGAAUCCUAACUUCUGAGACUUGGCACUCUCAGCUAACACACAGAGGCACUCACAUAGAGAGAGAGAGAGAAAGAGACUCUUGGUGAGGAAAUUCAAUCAACAACAAAUUUGUAUUUUCUACUGCUACUUUGGGUAACAAAUCACUUUGUUGAAUAUCAUUUCCUUCCCUCUACGGUACUCCAUUUUUUCAUCACUCUUUCCCACCAAACCAAACACCCAAAUUCAAACUCUCUUUGACUUCUUAAUUCUUCUAUUGGUUUUGAUUUUUUGGGUGCUUUCUUUUUUUUUUUUCAUGUUGGGUUUGGCAAGAUUGCAUUUGAUUUCAUCUGGGUUUGCUCUCUUUUUCUCAUUGGAAACUCUUGGUAAGCUUAAUGUUUUCUUCCUUUUGGGCCUUGUGAUUUUCUUAUUUCUGGGCAAUGUAGAAAUGGGGUGAGAGAAUGAAAAUGACCAUGAUGAGGUCUGCUGUUGUACUUUCAUGGGUUAUCUCAGUAUUUUGAAUCGAUCUUUUGCAUUGGAAACCAGACUAGAGGUUUAUUUUUCGUGGGGUAUUUGAAAGUCUAUAUAUAUAUAUAUAUAUAUAUUUUUUUUUUGGGCUUAAUAUCUCUGCCUUUCGGUUCUGGUUCUCUGUAUCAUUGGUAAUCUGUGAUUUUCUAUUGUAUUUCGUAGUUGUUUUUUCUUUUUUUUGGGAUAUUUAAUCAUGAUUCGUAGAGAAUUUUGGUAGAAAUUUUUUGGGAUUAGAAUUGCAAUGGGUGAAAGAAAUGCCGGGUCCUUUGGGAUUAUUGCUAGGAAAUCUUUGUUUUGUUUGUUUAGUGUUACUUCAAUUCUCUUCAUAUUGUCAUGGUUUUUUGUGUUGCGCUCCACGGGUCGUCCUCAUUUCAUUGACCAUACUUUGCUACCCAAUUCAAAGCUUCUUUCUACGGUUGAAAAUGGAAGUACUUCAACACAGAGUCAAAAUGAUGUUGACUCCAUUGGAAAUCGAUCCAUCCUUGUGGAUGCUGAAGAAGAGUCAUCAUCUUCAUCAUCACCACCACCACCACCACCACCACCAUCUUCAUCAUCAUCAUCCCAAGACAAAGAAGCACCCCAGGCUGAACAGACCAUAGAAUUUGUUACCAAUAACAAAGUAGUCCUUAAGGUUUUCAUGUAUGAUUUACCCCCUGAGUUUCAUUUUGGACUCUUGGAUUGGAAACCCGAAGGGAAUAGCGUCUGGCCUGAUCUUCGAAGCAAAAUACCUGAUUAUCCAGGUGGAUUGAAUUUGCAACAUAGUAUAGAAUAUUGGCUGACCUUAGAUCUUCUGGCUUCUGAACUGCCUGACGCCCAAAGUCCUCGUUCUGCAAUAAGAGUUCGCAAUGCAAGUGAAGCUGACAUUAUAUAUGUUCCAUUCUUUUCAUCCCUAAGCUAUAACCGAUACUCCAAGACGAACCCACAUCAGAAAAGGAGCAAUAACAAGGUACUGCAAGAGAAGUUGGUGAGAUAUUUGACAGCUCAAAAGGAAUGGAAGAGUUCAGGUGGAAGUGAUCACUUAAUUUUGGCUCACCAUCCAAAUAGCAUGUUAAAUGCAAGGAUGAAACUAUGGCCUGCAACAUUUAUACUUUCUGACUUUGGAAGGUAUCCUCCAAAUAUUGCAAAUGUGGAGAAAGAUGUCAUUGCGCCUUACAAACAUGUAAUUAGGUCCUAUGUUAAUGACACAUCUGAUUUCGAUAGCCGCCAAACUUUGCUGUACUUCCAAGGAGCAAUAUAUAGAAAGGAUGGUGGCUUUGUUCGGCAAGAGUUAUUUUAUCUUUUGAAACAUGAAAAAGAUGUACAUUUUGCAUUUGGGAGUGUUCAAAAGGAUGGAGUUCACAAGGCUACCCAGGGAAUGCACACCUCAAAAUUUUGCCUCAACAUAGCAGGUGACACCCCUUCUUCAAACCGCCUCUUUGAUGCUAUAGCUAGCCAUUGUGUCCCGGUCAUCAUCAGUGAUGAAAUUGAACUCCCAUAUGAGGAUGUGCUUGACUACUCUGAGUUUUGCAUAUUCAUCCGUACAAGGGAUGCUCUUAAAGAAAAAUUUGUCAUAAACUUCAUCAGGAGCAUCAAGAAAGACGAGUGGACGAGAAUGUGGAAGAGGUUGCAAGAGGUCGAAAAAUUCUACGAGUUUCAGUAUCCGUCAAAGGAAGAUGAUGCUGUCCAAAUGAUAUGGCAAGCAGUUGCACGCAAGGUUCCUGCUAUGAGAAGGAAACUACACAAAUCGAGACGAUUCUCCCGCUCCCUUGUCCGCAAAGAGAGGGGGUUGAGAUCAAUACCAUCGCCCAGAAACUUUUGGUAAGAAAGGAGAAGGGAUAUCAACAUUAUUUUUGACUCUUACUGUUGUUAGAGCACUUGACAUAAGCCAGCAUUAGAAUUUGCUGCUUUUAGAAGAAAAAAGUGAGAAUUGCAGUCUAUUUCUCACUGCAGAUUUUGAGUCUGAUGUUAUAAUGUUUUUGUAAAAAUGGAGAGGGGAGAAAAAGGAAAAUGUAUCAGCCAUAACUGCUCGUUAUGGCCAGAGAUAUUUGAUGAUGGUUAUUCUUUAAUUCAAUCAAUUUUUUUUCCCCUUUUU